This is a messenger RNA of Dinoponera quadriceps, 1789 nucleotides long. RefSeq names its product proline dehydrogenase 1, mitochondrial-like. The coding region runs from base 82 to 1062 and encodes 326 amino acids. Gene Ontology annotation, cellular component: mitochondrion. The record is from RefSeq and is a predicted model, not a curated record. Gene Ontology annotation, molecular function: FAD binding; proline dehydrogenase activity. Lineage: Eukaryota; Metazoa; Arthropoda; Insecta; Hymenoptera; Formicidae. The transcript is spliced from 8 exons.
AAGUCGUUCGCCGACCGGCGGUACAAAGUGUCGUCGGCCAGGACAUAUUUCUACCUGAAUGAGGCGUCGUGCGAGCGAAACAUGGACAUAUUUAUCAGGUGUCUGGAGACCGUGGCGGGUGCUUCAAUGGGGAUGGGCAUCACGGCUGUGAAGUUAACGGCGCUCGGUCGGCCGCAACUUCUGCUUCAAUUGUCAGAAGUGAUCAUGCGCGCGCGGCAAUAUAUGACGGAGGUAGUCGGCGGCGAAGGUGCUGUCCUGGCGCACCACCUGAAGCCCGACGAUUUCACGAAGAAAUUCGAGGAGGCGCACAUCAAAGACGCGGCGCCGGUGCAGAAGUUUCUUCAGAAGAUUCAGUCGGACAAAGAAAGGAGCGGCAUCUUAGACGAGAAUUACAAGCUGAGCGAGACUUUCCAAGUACCUGAUAUGAAGACGGGCAAAAUGAUGAGGCUAAUAUCGCAGCUCACGUCGAAGGAGGAGGAGAUGUUCAAGAAUAUGAUCAGACGUCUGAAUAAUAUCGUCACGGUGGCCGACGAACUGGACGUUCGCAUAAUGAUAGACGCAGAGCAAACGUACUUCCAGCCAGCCAUAUCGCGCCUGACCCUCGAAAUGAUGCGCAAGUACAACGUGAAAAAGGCCGUGGUGUUCAACACUUACCAGACGUAUCUGCAGGAGGCGUUUAACGAGGUGAAAACCGACCUCGAACAGGCGGAACGCCAAAACUUUUACUUCGCUGCUAAGUUGGUUCGCGGUGCUUACAUCGAGCAGAGAACGAGAGCGGCAGCUAUGGGCUAUCCGGACCCCACGAAUCCUACGUACGAAGCCACGACCGAGUCCUAUCACAAGACGCUCAUGGAAUGCUUGAGGCGAAUUAAGCAAUAUAAGGAUAAAGGGGAGGAUCCCAAGAAGAUAGGGAUCAUGGUCGCCUCGCACAACGAGGAUACCGUGUGCUUCGCGAUCGAGAAGUCAGUCUGGUUAUUCCGCGUACAAGUACAUCCCGUACGGACGUUAAGGAGGUGCUGCCGUACUUGUCGCGGCGCGCGCAAGGGAACUGGGGUAUUCUGACGAAGGUCAAGAAGGAGAAGUGCCUGCUACUGAGUGAAAUCACGAGACGCUUUGUGCGCGGCAAGAUCUUUCACAAGCCCAAGGGCAACUACACUCCGGUUUGAACAGUCGAUUUCCUUAGUUUGCGCAGAGAGAAUUUCAAGUAUCAAGUUUAAGUAGUGGUUGUAAAUUAUUGAAAACUCUCCAAGACCUUGAUGCGGGCACUUUGGAUUGAAUGCGAGCAAAAGCAUAACCUGACGGACUUGUUGUGGUACUCGGAAAUAGAAAGAGAGAGAGAGAGAGAAAGAGAAAACUAGGCUGAUCUAAUAAAAAACGACAGAAGGUCUUCUUCUCGGAAAAACUUCCGUCGGCUUUAUCAGAUAUCAGGUCGGCCAAGAGUUUUUUAUUAGAUCGGCGUAAGACAAAGGAGGGGGGAGGGGAGAGCGACUCGCGGUAAUCCGGUUGCGUCUUAGCCCUAAUCUGGCACUCUACGUUCAUUUUCUCGACUCUAGCCGAUUUUUAAUUUGGAAUUUCUCGCAAGCUAGUGAAACGACGAGGACUUUUGUUUCUUGCUCUAAAAACGAAUUAUAGUUGGAGGUCAAUGUUAGAUUUGAACAUAAUGUUAAGCCACUUCAAUUUCCUCCCGUAUAAAGAAAAAGUGAAGUCACUUUGGAGUCGUGUCUGACCCUAUUGCGAUAUUGAGGUACAAAAUAAAAUACAAAAUAAAGAUAGAUGAUUUUUCAUUAUA